Dipodomys ordii (Ord's kangaroo rat) is the source of this 216-nucleotide messenger RNA. RefSeq names its product coiled-coil domain containing 179 (gene Ccdc179). The record is from RefSeq and is a predicted model, not a curated record. NCBI's taxonomy places the organism in Eukaryota, Metazoa, Chordata, Mammalia, Rodentia, Heteromyidae. Bases 1 to 216 code for a protein of 71 amino acids. The transcript has 4 exons.
AUGUGUCUACGUUUCAGGGAUGACGAUCCGACCCAAGUCUACCCUGAAGGUCCAAGAAUCCAUCACCCUUCAGAUGUCACUACCAGGCAGUCCAUAGAGAAACGUAUUCAGUAUAUGCAAAACCUCAAGAAAGAAAAGAGGAAAUUAAACAAACGCUUUGCAAGGCCCACCCCUCUGCCAGAACCAGGACUCCAUGUCACAGAUUGUUUGUAUUGA